Messenger RNA from Closterium sp. Yama58-4, 507 nucleotides. The record is from the annotation of a GenBank genome assembly. NCBI's taxonomy places the organism in Eukaryota, Viridiplantae, Streptophyta, Zygnematophyceae, Desmidiales, Closteriaceae.
AUGGUGCACCUAACGGAGCUGCGGAUCGUGCUGCCGUUCACAUUGGAGGAGUUCAAGCGCGGGCAGCGCUACGCCAACUGGCGCACCAACGAGGAUGCCACGGAGCCCGGCCAGGGCGGCACGCUGCUGUCAUCAACGCCCUACUACCAUGAGCAGCACGGGGAGGGCCUCUUCACGCACAGCCUCUUCCGCCUCGGCAACCGCCUCCCUGACUGGGUGAACCGGCUGGUGCCGCCAUCGGCGCUGGUGGUGGAUGAGAAGAGCUGGAUCAACUACCCCUACUUCCGCACCAUCAUCACCAUCCCCUUCUUCUCCAAGCUGCGCAUGGAGAUAGAGACCAUUCACCUGCAGGACGACGGCUCGCACCCCAACGCCUUGGGGUUGUCACCAGCAGAUCUGGCACUGCGGCGCAUUGACUGGAUGGACAUUGGCAGCGAGCCCGUGGCUAAAAGGGAUUAUAAGGCUGAGCUGGAUCCUUUAUUGGUCCGCUCCAAGCUCACAGGGUGA